Dicrocoelium dendriticum is the source of this 258-nucleotide messenger RNA. NCBI's taxonomy places the organism in Eukaryota, Metazoa, Platyhelminthes, Trematoda, Plagiorchiida, Dicrocoeliidae. The record is from the annotation of a GenBank genome assembly.
CAGUUUCACAGCACACAAAUCAUGUUCUGGCCCACAGGUUCUAGCGAGGAGGCAAACAGUGAGGAAAAGAAAAUUGUCCUGGUAAAUCGCAGUAUUGCCUCUGUGUUUCAAACCAUUUCAUCCAAAGCAUGGCACUCUGCCGUGGCACCAAACAGGAAGCGCAGAUUAAAUUUUAAUGCGAACAAUUUGACCAAUAUGCAUCAGAGCAAGCUCACGAUAACUUGAACCGCAUUUGUAAUAUACAUGUUUUAUUUCUCA